UUAAUUUUUAUAUGAUACACGUAAGGGUUACAGCGAUCUGACGCGAUAACGGACAAUCCGAUAUCGCAAGCAUACGGUACAUGUCGGACCGCUGUAUUCUCUAUUUUGCGACUUGUACUUUAUAAAAAGAACAAAUAUGACUGUCAAAUUGAAUCUGAAGAAUAUAAAAGACAAACUGAAAGACAAUAGUCUGGACCUUAGUUUAUGCGAACUGAAAGAAGUACCUGUACGAGAAAUUGCAUCUGUCAGAAAAGCCACAGAUGUAAAUUUGUCGACCAACCUUCUGGUUUCAUUGCCGACUACUUUUGUUACUUUGAGACAAAUUGUGAAGUUAGAUCUUAGUAGGAACAUGUUGACUGAACUGCCUGAAAAUUUCGGUGAAAUGACGCAAUUAAAAUAUCUGGACUUAUACGCUAAUCAGAUCAGCAGACUACCAUUAAGUCUAAGCGAAUUAAAGAACCUAAGAUGGUUGGAUUUGAAAGAAAAUCCCUUGACUGAGGCUGUAGCAAGUGUAGCGGGACCAUGUAGCAAUUUGAGCGAGUGUCAAGCUUGCGCUCGUAAUGUUGUUAACUAUUUGUCCACUGUUAAACUCCUGAUAGAAGAAGAGAAAUUGCGAAGAUUAAAUAAUACCACAGGCGAGACAGAAAAAGAAGUAACAGCUGCAAAGAAGGAGAAUAAGAAGAAGAAGAAAAGGGAUUCGGAAAAGGAACACAAGACCAGUUCAGGUAAAAUUGGAGCUUCGACACAAAACAAAGACUUGCAGGACAAUAAUGAUAAUAUAAGAUUGACAGAAUUGUCUGAUAAUAAUUCUAGACGCGAAUUGCAUAAAUUCACAGCUGAUGGUAAUUCGAGUACUAGAUUAUAUCGAUCUCUGAAGUGGAUGACUGUAUGGCUUUUCAUAAUUAGCUCACUGCUCACUAUAACACUAAUAGUUUUUUCAUGGCGCUACGAACAACAGACGGACACGUUUUUGCAAAACGCACAAAUGUUGUCGGGCCUACCAUUGAGACGUUAUCAUAAACACACCAUAGAUUUGUUGCAACGUAUAAUAGAUAUUACAGCUUUACAUGUGAAAUCUGUCACCGAUGUGAUAAAUGAUUUUUACGAAACGCAUUUUAAGAGUAAUACGAAUAACGCAAGGAACGAUUUAUAGAAUCGUUUAUUGAUAUAUAUCCAACGAGGUAAUAAAGUUGUAAAGAGUUAUCCAGAUUCAGAUAGAAUUUGCGCUUUUUAUAUAAA
Dinoponera quadriceps is the source of this 1239-nucleotide messenger RNA. Its product is annotated as leucine-rich repeat-containing protein 59. NCBI's taxonomy places the organism in Eukaryota, Metazoa, Arthropoda, Insecta, Hymenoptera, Formicidae. Gene Ontology annotation, molecular function: protein binding. The transcript has 6 exons. The coding region runs from base 137 to 1153 and encodes 338 amino acids. The record is from RefSeq and is a predicted model, not a curated record.